Molecule: messenger RNA, 1945 nt
Organism: Cornus florida
Lineage: Eukaryota; Viridiplantae; Streptophyta; Magnoliopsida; Cornales; Cornaceae
Product: E3 ubiquitin-protein ligase SP1
Exons: 11
Coding region: 510-1541 (343 amino acids)
Biological process (GO): organelle organization; protein ubiquitination
Molecular function (GO): ubiquitin-protein transferase activity
Source: RefSeq, a predicted model, not a curated record
CUAUUGAGAAUAUCAUAGCCAACAAUACAUCUAUAUAUACUAAUGUGAAGGCAUCACCUCUCACCGGAGUAGUUAUCGUAAUCAACCAACCAUCACUUCUUCCUCGCUUGCUUCACCCUCUCCUCUACUCCUAGCAUCAGAUUCUAUCUCCUCUAUUUCUCUCUCUAGAAUUCCUCUCAUCUUCAACCUCCUCAUACCCUCCUCCGAUCCUUCCCUUCUCAUAAAGAUUGUCACUUCCACAUUCGAUUUCAUAUUCGCCCUCAGAAACCCUAACCUUCACAUUCUUCUCUCACCAUCUCAAUUCAUCGACAAUAAUUAUUAUUUUUUGGUUACAAACUUGAAUUCUAUCACUUUUUGAAAGCUGCAAAGUCGAUACUUUGUUUACAGUAAUUUCUUGUCCUUGAAAGGAUUGAAAUCUUUUGUUCUCUUUUUCCGCUGCGGAUUUUGUAUAUGAAGUCUGUUGCCGAAGGAUUGUGACUACAAAUUAGGGUUUCUUUGAGUCGUUUAAAAUGGUUCCUUGGGGCGGAAUCAGCUGUUGUUUCAGUGCAGCGGCUCUCUAUAUUCUUGGCAGAAGUAGCGGGAGGGAUGCAGAGGCUCUCAAAUCUGUCACUCGAGUCAAUCAAUUGAAAGAUUUAGCUCAAUUACUAGAUAAGGCAUGCAAAGUUUUACCUUUGGUUGUUACAAUUUCUGGAAGAGUUGGUUCAGAGACUCCAAUCAAUUGCUAUUAUAGUGGUUUACGAGGUGUAAUAGUGGAAGAAACGGCAGAGCAACACUUUCUGAAGCACAAUGAUGCUGGUUCGUGGAUACAGGAUUCUGCUUUAAUGCUAUCCAUGUGUAAAGAGGUUCCUUGGUACCUGGAUGAUGAUACUGGCCGUGUAUUUGUAGUGGGAGCCCGAGGCGCCACAGGUUUGGUAUUAACAGUUGGAAGUGAAGUGUUUGAAGAGUCAGGACGAUCUCUUGUACGUGGAACAUUAGACUAUCUUCAAGGCCUGAAGAUGCUUGGAGUCAAGAGAAUUGAACGGGUGCUUCCAACUGGUACGCCUUUGACUGUUGUUGGCGAGGCUGUUAAAGAUGACUUAGGAACAAUUCGAAUUCAACGACCUCACAAAGGGCCAUUUUAUGUAUCUCACAGAAGUAUUGACCAGCUCAUUGCAAAUCUUGGGAAAUGGGCAAGGUGGUACAAGUAUGCUUCAGCGGGGUUUACUGUAUUUGGUGUUUAUCUGAUUGCUAAGCAUGCAUUCCAAUAUAUCAUGGAAAGAAGGCGUCACUGGGAACUGAGAAAGAGAGUUCUUGCAGCUGCAUCUAAAAGAGCUGGGCAGGAUAGUGAAGGUUCAAUUGGUAACGAUGAAAAUGGAUCAGAUGGUACUAAAAAAGACCGACUAAUGCCAGAUUUAUGUGUGAUAUGCCUAGAGCAGGAGUACAAUUCUGUUUUUGUCCCGUGUGGUCACAUGUGCUGUUGUACAACAUGCUCCGUGCAAUUAACGAACUGUCCACUUUGUCGGCGAAGGAUUGAGCAGGUGGUGAAGACUUUCCGGCAUUGAAGCUGUCCUUUCAGAUUUCAUAGCCACUAUAUUAAGUGGGCUGGUGCAUGUGGUUGGAAUCCUUGCGUUUUCAAGUGCAAGAAUCUGAAGGCCUGAAUUCCUCUUCAUUAUGGUAAUGGAACUUUGUUAUGCGGUGUAAACUUCUUUCUAUGCUAUGUUCUACAUCCAUUGCCUCGCGAAUUUAAAAUUUCUUCUUUGACAAUCUAUCCCUAUGUUGGGUAGAGUAAUCUCCAAAGAGACUGCACUUUCCCUAGAAAACUGUUAGUUGUUACUAGGAGUUGAAGGGGAUUAGUUUAUUCAUUAGCCUUUUCGAACUUUUCCUCUAGAAUUUGUAAAUGAUUCCCAGCUUGACAUAUUUGUAAAUUGAAGCAGUUUAUAGCAAUACUGGCACUUUGUUUCCUUUC